AUGGCCCACAAACCUUCUGAAGCAAGGACUACUGUCGAGCUCACUCCUUUCCCCAUCCCGGAUCUGAGCAUCAAGGACUUGCUCUCAGCCAUUCCUGCCCACUGCUUCAAACGGUCCGCGCUCCGCUCUUUCAGCUACUUGGCCUACGAUUUGUUCUGGAUCUUGACCAUAUACAAGCUCACGACUUUCGCUGACGCUCGCAUCUCGCCUGAACACAUUGUCUUGCCUAGCCCGUAUCUCUAUUCCUUCGCCCGUGUUGUGUUGUGGUCGUUAUACGGCUUUGCAAAUGGUCUCAUUGCCACUGGUGUCUGGGUUAUUGCUCACGAAUGCGGUCAUCAAGCAUUUUCCGAGUCGAAGACUCUGAACAAUGCCGUCGGCUGGGUCCUUCAUUCUGCGCUCGGCGUACCUUACCAUUCAUGGCGCAUCACGCACGCGAAGCAUCAUGCAUCCACCGGCCACAUGACUCAGGAUCAGGUUUUUGUCCCCAAGACACGUUCGCAGUUGGGUCUGCCUCCCUUCGAUCCUUCCGGAGAGGACCUCCUUGGUUCCAGCGUAUCGGAUGAGAUCAAGAAGGAAUUCCGUGAAGCUUUGGGUGAUUCCCCUAUCGGUGCAGCACUUGGUGCAGCAAGUUACCUCAUCGUUGGUUGGCCCAUGUACAUCUCUAGGAACGCGUCGGGACAGAAAAGGUACCCGGCUGGUACCAACCACUUCAACCCCAAUGCCGCCAUGUUUGCACCUCAUCACCACAGUCAGAUCCUUAUUUCAGACUUAGGUAUCGUGCUAUGGUUAGCUGGCGUGAUUGCGGCGAUAUACUAUAAGGGUUUCGCGGAUGUCUUCCGUGUCUACCUUGUGCCUUACCUCUGGGUUAACCACUGGUUGGUGUUGAUCACAUUCUUGCAGCACACGGAUCCUCUGCUCCCCCAUUACCGCGCCUCUGAAUUCACGUUCACCCGUGGCGCUCUUGCAACAUUGGAUCGCAACUUGCUUGGCGACUGCGGCAAGAUUAUGGGCUGGCUCGGUGCACACUUCACGCAUGGUAUCUCUGAGACUCAUGUUGCACACCAUGUCUCGAGCAAGAUCCCUCACUAUAAUGCGUGGGAGGCGUCGGACGCACUCCGUCGCAGGAUUGCCCAGGCUGGUCUGACACCACUAAGUGGCCGUCCUGGUGGGUGGUCAGAGAUGUAUCGUGUGUUCAAGGAAUGCAGGUUUGUUGAGGACGAAGGAGACAUCAUCUUCUACAAGAACGCGUCAGGCCUCGCACAUACGCGACCGGUAUUCACAGAAAACAGCGUCAGCGACUCUGGUAUCGAAUUCGACAAGGAUGCAUAG
Fibroporia radiculosa is the source of this 1329-nucleotide messenger RNA. RefSeq lists its product as uncharacterized. Gene Ontology annotation, biological process: lipid metabolic process. The coding region runs from base 1 to 1329 and encodes 442 amino acids. Gene Ontology annotation, molecular function: oxidoreductase activity. The transcript is spliced from 9 exons. NCBI's taxonomy places the organism in Eukaryota, Fungi, Basidiomycota, Agaricomycetes, Polyporales, Fibroporiaceae. The record is from RefSeq and is a predicted model, not a curated record.